GGAAGACUCCUUGGGUGAGUUCCUACAAAGGGGCCAGUAAGUUGUAUGCGUGGAUGGGCAUUUUACUGAAGGGUAGUUUGGGUAAUCCUUGCUGGGAUAACUAGUAUUGCACGUUGUGUUGUAUGUGGUUCUGCAAUCUGUUGUAGGUUACCAGUACUGUGAUUUGAGUCAACAGCUAACACUGUUAUUCUUGAAAUUCUGGUUAAGCUCAACAAACGCUAUAUACCCCGGUUCUGUUCGAAAUGUCAGUGAGUGUGGUGUGAGUGAGACACAGAACAGCUGCGGGGCGAGUGCGGAGUCCCGACCCACGGUUCCAUCCUCCCACGAGGGAAACUGCUGGGGACGGACAUAGCAAAAGCCAUAUACGUUGUUUUUCAGUGUGUGUUUGCUCUUGUCUUGUUGCCAUUGUAAAGUACAUAAUCAUAAGGUGCAUACAGGGGGUGGGAAAAGGUAAACCGCAACUAAAGUCGGGGUAGUGCUACCUCUAUUGUAAGAUAGUACUGUGGUCUAAGUGUGAUAAAGUUUCAUCAGAUUUGAUAGAUUGAGUUAAGAUGGGGGGAUCACAGGGAAAAGAGGUCCCUGAGCGCACACCCCUGGGUUGUAUACUGGCACACUGGCGAGAUAUUGCUGGGAAAUCAAGAGGAACCCUGAGCCGGAAAACUCUGAUUAAAUACUGUAAUCAGUGGUGGUUGGUGUAUAAGUUGGAGGAUGGGGAAAAGUGGCCUCUGAAUGGAACUGUAAAUUAUAACACACUGUUACAGCUUAUGCUCUUUUUGAGAAGAGAGAGUAAAUGGGAUGAGGCAGCAUAUGCAGAUAUGUUUUUCACCCUCCGUAACCAUCCCGAGUGGCAGAAAGAAUGUGGGAUGGGGCCGCCGCAAGAUCCAUUUGUAUUAACUGUGGAGAAAGAGCGGUGUGAGACAGGGGAAAGUAAAAUAAAACGCUGCUGCUCAUCCUGUAGUAUCGGACAGCAGUGCACAAAGACAGGCAAGGUUAGGGAGCCUGAAGAAUUGUCGGAAUAUCUCCAGGCUCCCUGGGCAGCGGGGGCGAUAGGUGAAGAAGCCCCACUAGAAAGAUCCCCUGAGGUGCCUCCUCUUGAGCACCCUCCUUUGCCCCCUGAUCCUCCUGUUCCUCCCGCGCCCUCGGCACCUCCUGCCUCCCCUGUAGCCUCACAGACCCUGAGGCAACAGCAACAGCCGUUAGUAAUAGCCCCGCUGAGGGAGAUGGUGGGGCCACGUGGAAUAAUAUUAGUCAGAGUCCCGUUUUCUUUACCUGACUUAGAAUCCUGGAGAGAGAUUUGCAAAAACUACCGGGACGACCCACUAAAGGUAGCGAGACAUUUGCAGUUUAUAAUUAGACAACAUGAUCCGGACUGGGAUGAUAUUCAGCUGCUGUUAGAUCAGCUGACCGAAACAGAGAAACAACUGGUCUUAAAAACAGCACAAACCCUCACUGAGGACAGUUUGCAAGGAACAAAUGAAGACAUUAAAGACCAUUUCCCAUUACAAAAUCCUCGCUGGGACCCAAAUACAAAACAUGGAAGGGAGCUUUUGGAGAGAUACCGAGAAUGGGUAAUAAAGGGAGUAGAAAGAGCUAUCCCUAGAACAGUGAACUGGUCUAAAUUAUUUGAAGUGAAACAGGGUCCCCAGGAGACUCCCUCGGAAUUCCUUGAAAGGCUGAGGAAUGUAAUGAGAAAACAUACCUCCCUGGACCCGAGGUCUGAAGAGGGCAUACAGCAGCUCGUAUCGUUGUUCACAGGGCAGUCUGCAGGGGAUGUAAGAAGAAAACUGCAAAAACUAAGAGCACCAGCUAGUUGGAACUUGGAAAGUUUGCUAGAGGAGGCUUGGAGAGUGUUUAGCAAUCGGGAGGAGGUAGAUAAUAGAGAGGACAGAAAGGUAUUGAUGACAGCUUUGCAAGAAACAAGAAAGGGUGGGAUGAACAAAGUGAGGAAGCCCCUGGAGAAGGACCAGUGCGCCCUCUGCAGGAAAAAGGGGCUCUGGAAAAAUGAAUGCCCGCUGAGAAAACAGAAAGAAAAAGGGGGGGCAUGGAAUAAGAUCCAAGCCCCGGUGGAAAAGGACUGCUAGGGCGAAUCUACCCUAGCAGAUUCAAUG
Messenger RNA from Coturnix japonica (Japanese quail), 2108 nucleotides. RefSeq lists its product as uncharacterized. Lineage: Eukaryota; Metazoa; Chordata; Aves; Galliformes; Phasianidae. Gene Ontology annotation, biological process: virion assembly. Gene Ontology annotation, molecular function: nucleic acid binding; zinc ion binding. The record is from RefSeq and is a predicted model, not a curated record.